Molecule: messenger RNA, 297 nt
Organism: Rotaria sordida
Lineage: Eukaryota; Metazoa; Rotifera; Eurotatoria; Philodinida; Philodinidae
Source: the annotation of a GenBank genome assembly
AUGGGUUUAUUCAAAGAAGCUCUUUUUGCUUUUCGUGGUCGUCGAUUUGUUGAAUGGUUUUUUAUGAAUCGUCCUCAACUCCCUCUCAUUUGCGGUAUUACAUUCUAUACAUUUUUGUAUCUUCAUUAUAAAUAUGAUUUGAUUGCUCGAUGGAAAGGUCAACCAACUUUUAAUGAUUACUCCUAUGUUAAACAAGCUGCUGAACGUGAACGUACUCGUCUUGCUGCACUUUCUUCAUCUCCAACGUCUACUAUUCCUUCAUCUCAAUCAUCACCUUCUUCAACCGGCGUUAAUUAA